AAAUAAUUAAACGACGGUCCAUACCAAAGAUUGAACCGGCUUUUGUAGUUUAAUAAAACAAAAAAAAUUUGUAUUCUAAUACACACAUUUUUCCCAAUAUCUGUUUUCUUUGGGGUUUAUUUAUGUGUUUAUUAAGGCAAACUACACGUACCUUCGUUAAGGUAUCAAAAGAAUGCCACAAAAAAAAACCUAUGUUUACAUCGUCUGAGAAACCUUCCAGAAACAGUAUUGAAAAAAAUACAACACUCUAUAAUUAACUACAUCCGCGAGGCUAUUUAAAGAAAAGGGGUCAAUGUCUGUAUUUGUCUUGUCUUAAAGGGUUCUUUCUCGUGAGAGUUUGCUGAAAGGUCUCAGAUGCUGUAUCACGAUUCUGGUAGUUUGUCGGCCACCUCUGCUACAGAUACUCUUGCUCUUGAUCAAGCCCUGUCCUUACGAGAAGGUGGAAGACUAAAAGAUAUUUCUGCGAAUAGACAUGGAAGACUACUGUUCACGGCUUUGCUAGAAAAUUUUUGUCAAUUAUAUGAUUCAGACCCCUCUCGUUCCAGAAGGCUCUUUACACUAAUUUGUCAGACAUUAAAGCGGAUCGGAAUUGUUGAUGAGGAGUACAUUGAUGAACUUGCUGGGAUCCGAUCAACGUAUCAAAGUGCUUUGCACCACCUGAUUACUCAGGCUAGAGAGGUACUGUUUGAAGAAGAUCAUGAUAAAAAAGUCCCAUUGCCUAUUAAACCAUAUGUUCCAGAGAGAUCAUACGAAGAACUGCAGGGAGCUCUUCAAAGAAUCUCACUUUCGGAGGGUUCUAAUCCCUCUAAUUCCCCCAAACAGGAUUCACAGUCCAGUAACUUUACGUAUUAUUCGUGGUUGCAUACAAAGCAUUCUCGAUAUGUGAAUGAUUUUGAUGAGCUACAUAUGCUCGGUAAAGGUGGCUUCGGUGCUGUGUAUCGUGUGCGCAACCGUGUCGAUGGCGCUGAAUAUGCUAUGAAAAAAGUAUUUCCCACUUUUCAACAAGUGCCUUAUACCAAAAUUUUUCGCGAAAUUAAAAGCCUCGCAAAAUUGGAUCACCCUAACAUCGUCCGGUACUAUGCUAGUUGGUUAGAAAAUGCCUCUGAAGUCGUGCCGAAUGUACGUAAUCCUUCUGUUUCUUCAACAAAAAUGAUACAGGGCUUGGAGUCUUUAGACAUUAGUCGCGAUGAUUCCAUUACAGUUGCAAAUAACGAAGACUCGGUUUAUAGUGAUGAUCGCUCAAACAAUGACAGUAUCAUUUUUGCUGCUGACAUAUCAGGGCAGUCGGAUAAUAUAUACUUUCAAAAGGCAUCACCCGAGGCUAGUGAAAGUGGUAACUCGUCUCAUGGAGAGGAUUCAGAGAAUAAAUACGGUUCUUCUUACGAUGAGAUUAUUGAGAAUCCAGGAAAUACGAGCGCUCUCUACGCUUCUACUAUAGCUCCAUUAAAUUGCUUUGUCUUGUACAUUCAAAUGCAACUUUGCACUGACGAUUUGGAAUCGUAUCUUUUUCGACGAAAUUCCAAAAUUUCAUUUCCUUUGUCCAUUGUGGAUACCCGGAUUCAUAUACAAUUAUUUCGAGCUAUUUUGCAUGGCGUUGUUUACAUCCAUGAAGUAGCACAUCUCAUUCACCGCGAUAUUAAACCAAGUAACAUUUUUUUGGCGAAGUCUCUUACUUUCGAUCGUGGUUCUGUUCCUUUGUACAAUUAUCGGGAUAACGCCAACAAUGGGCUCAGUAACUAUACACCAAAGUUGGGUGACUUUGGUUUGGUGAUUGAUAAUGAAGGGAAAACGCUCAAUUCAGUUUCUUUUUCCAAAGAUCUGCAACAUGUAUCUCAAGUGAAUGCAACUCAACAUGUUGGCACCAUGUCUUAUGCUGCUCCUGAACUUCUUGAUGCUCUUGCAUCUCACAGCAAUGUUCCUGUAUCCGAGGCCAUAGACAUUUUUGCCUUGGGUAUUGUUCUCUUUGAACUCCUUUAUCCUUUUGAUACGGCUAUGGAGCGGGCUUUGAGACUUCGAGAUUUACGACAAGGCGUUUUGCCGGAUGAAUUCAUCGAAAAGCAUGGUUGCGAAUCUAGUUUAAUAUUAUGGAUGACCGCAAAAGAUCCAUCCAAGCGUCCGAUGUUGUCUGAUGUUUUGAAAUGUGAUCUUCUACCCUCAUAUUCCGAAGAAGUUCUUUCUGAAAAGGGGGAGAUUUUGCUUUCGCCUUUGUCCGCCGCUACUGAUCAUUGUUACUGGGAAGGAAUUAUCCAGGAAAACAAGCAACUACGUGAAGAAAACGCUCGUUUACGAAAUGAAUUAGAAGAACUAAAAAAAAGGUAAUGUAAGAUAGGUCUGUUUAGGAUUACGCGCAAUGAAGGAAUAUUUAUGAACAAAAACUUGUCAAUGAAAGUAUGACAAAGAAAUUUUUGGUAUAAAUACAAG
This is a messenger RNA of Schizosaccharomyces octosporus yFS286, 2421 nucleotides long. RefSeq names its product PEK protein kinase Hri2. Gene Ontology annotation, biological process: protein phosphorylation. The transcript has 4 exons. The record is from RefSeq and is a predicted model, not a curated record. Gene Ontology annotation, molecular function: protein kinase activity; ATP binding. The coding region runs from base 355 to 2319 and encodes 654 amino acids. Lineage: Eukaryota; Fungi; Ascomycota; Schizosaccharomycetes; Schizosaccharomycetales; Schizosaccharomycetaceae.